Penicillium cinerascens is the source of this 1014-nucleotide messenger RNA. Its product is annotated as recombinase DMC1. Gene Ontology annotation, molecular function: double-stranded DNA binding; ATP-dependent DNA damage sensor activity; ATP binding. Lineage: Eukaryota; Fungi; Ascomycota; Eurotiomycetes; Eurotiales; Aspergillaceae. The record is from RefSeq and is a predicted model, not a curated record. The coding region runs from base 1 to 1014 and encodes 337 amino acids. The transcript is spliced from 8 exons. Gene Ontology annotation, biological process: DNA repair; DNA recombinase assembly; DNA strand invasion. Gene Ontology annotation, cellular component: nucleus; condensed nuclear chromosome.
AUGCCCGGCUCAGACCCUGGUGAUGACUUUACUGUCGAUGACUUCAUCGUCGACAUCGAUAGCAUUCAAUCCCAUGGCAUCGGUGCAGCCGACAUCACCAAACUCAAAGCCAACGGGUUCUACACUGUGGCCUCCGUCCAUGGCGCAACCCGAAAGACGCUGCUGAAGAUCAAAGGCUUCAGCGAAGUCAAAGUCGAGAAGGUCAAAGAAGCGAUUCAGAAGUGCCUGCCCUCAGCAUCAGGGUUCAUGACCGCCAUGGAACUAUUCCACCAACGCAAGAAAGUCGUCCGCGUCUCAACUGGCAGCAAACAAUUUGACUCCAUCCUCGGCGGAGGCUUCCAAAGCAUGAGCAUCAGCGAAGUCUUUGGCGAAUUCCGCUGCGGCAAAACCCAACUCUCCCACACAAUGGCCGUCAUUGCACAACUUCCUAAAGCCCUUGGCGGCGCAGAUGGCAAAGUUGCCUACAUCGACACCGAAGGAACCUUUCGCCCCGAGCGUAUCGCGCAGAUCGCCGAACGCUUCGGCGUCGACCCAGACACCGCGCAGGAGAAUAUCGCCUAUGCCCGCGCUCUGAACAGCGAGCAUCAGCUUGAAUUGCUCAAUUCGCUCAGCCGCGAAUUUGUGGUUGGAGAUUAUCGGUUGCUUGUUAUUGACAGUAUUAUGAAUUGCUUUCGCGUUGAUUAUUGUGGACGUGGUGAAUUGGCGGAGAGACAGCAAAAGUUGAAUCAGUUUUUGAUGAAACUGGCGCAUAUGGCUGAAGAGUUUAAUGUAUGUGUCUUGAUGACAAACCAGGUCCAAAGUGACCCUGGUGCUAGUGCACUCUUUGCUGGUGCCGAUGGUCGCAAGCCUGUCGGCGGACACGUUCUUGCUCAUGCGUCGACGACUCGGGUGCUGCUCCGCAAAGGCCGGGGUGAGGAGCGCGUGGCAAAGAUUCAGGACUCGCCCGACUGUCCCGAGCGAGAGGCUAUUUAUGUUAUUACCAACGGGGGUAUCAGUGAUCCUGAUAAAGUCUGA